Cyprinodon variegatus (sheepshead minnow) is the source of this 1164-nucleotide messenger RNA. RefSeq names its product solute carrier family 25 (mitochondrial carrier; phosphate carrier), member 3 (gene slc25a3). The coding region runs from base 143 to 985 and encodes 280 amino acids. Gene Ontology annotation, cellular component: mitochondrial inner membrane. Gene Ontology annotation, biological process: mitochondrial phosphate ion transmembrane transport. Lineage: Eukaryota; Metazoa; Chordata; Actinopteri; Cyprinodontiformes; Cyprinodontidae. The transcript is spliced from 6 exons. The record is from RefSeq and is a predicted model, not a curated record. Gene Ontology annotation, molecular function: phosphate transmembrane transporter activity.
AAGGGAACCCGCCCAGGAUCUUUGCUGACGUCAUGAAAGGACAAACUGAUUUACCGCGAGGUCAUCCAGCCUCUCCUACGAGCAGCCGGCUGCGGGAAAGCGGAGGCGCCAUCUUGAGAUCCUGAAACGUUGCUCCGCCACCAUGUACCCCACUUCUCUGACGCAGCUGGCGCGGGCCAACCCGUUCAGCGCGCCGCUCUUCUCCCUCCAGAAGUUGGAAGAGCCCCAGCAGAACCUCCGCGGACAGAGGCCCCGCAGACUGGCAGCAGCUGCAGCGGUGGACGAGGAUGUCAGCUGCGAGUUUGGCUCCUCCAAGUACUAUGCCCUCUGCGGCUUUGGCGGCAUCCUGAGCUGCGGCCUCACGCACACCGCAGUCGUGCCCCUCGACCUGGUCAAGUGCCGUCUGCAGGUGAAUCCAGACAAAUACAAGAGCAUCGGUAACGGCUUUGCGGUGACGGUGAGGGAGGAUGGCUUCAGAGGCCUGGCUAAGGGCUGGGCCCCCACCUUCAUCGGCUACUCCAUGCAGGGGCUCUGCAAGUUUGGCUUCUACGAGGUCUUCAAGAUCUUCUACAGCGACAUGCUGGGAGAGGAAAACGCCUACCUGUGGAGGACGUCCCUGUACCUGGCUGCUUCUGCCAGCGCAGAGUUCUUCGCAGACAUCGCCCUGGCUCCCAUGGAGGCCGCCAAGGUCCGGAUCCAGACGCAGCCCGGCUACGCCAACACCCUCAGACAGUGCGCCCCCAAGAUGUUUGCAGAGGAAGGCCUGUGGGCGUCGCCUCAGCAGGGGGUCCUUCCUGAUGUCAACCAGUGUCUGUGUCCCUCAGGUGUGUGGAAGGGUCUGGUGGCGCGUAUCAUCAUGAUCGGUACGCUGACGGCCCUGCAGUGGUUCAUCUACGACUCUGUUAAGGUCUACUUCCGCCUGCCCCGCCCCCCUCCCCCAGAGAUGCCCGAGUCCCUGAAGAAGAAGCUGGGCCUCACAGAGUGACCCUGAUCCGCCGCCGCCCUCCGCCUGAAACGUCUAAACUCACUGCAGCGCCAUCUGCUUCCUGCUCCACCAGCCCCUCUAGAAACACCUCUAUGGUUUUAUUGGUUCCUGUCUUAGAAUUAAUAUGUGGAAAUUGUAAUAAAAUGGUUUCCCUGGAAUAAAGAGGCUAUUUGGUGGAA